AUGGCCAAUAUGCCUUUAGUUGAAUUUCCAGCGGUCCUGUUAAACACGUCAACAGGAGAGAUUGAAUCUGAAUUCCACACAUAUGUCCAGCCCCAGGAGCAUCCUAUUCUCUCUGAAUUUUGUACAGAACUAACUGGCAUAACACAGAAUCAGGUUGAUGAAGGUGUUCCUCUAAACAUUUGUUUAUCACAGUUUUUGAAAUGGAUUCAAAAAAUACAAAAGGAGAAGAAAAUUAUAUUCAGUUCAGAUAUUCCAAGUCAUUCAACUUCAGAGGCAAAACCAUGUACCUUUGUUACUUGGACAGACUGGGACCUGGGUGUGUGCUUGCAGUAUGAGUGUAAAAGGAAGCAGCUGCGAAAACCUGACAUUUUAAAUUCCUGGAUUGAUCUCAAAGCAACAUACAGGGCCUUCUACAAUAGGAAGCCUAAGGGGCUAAGUGGUGCUUUGCAGGAUUUGGGAAGCUUUGCAGGACGGGAACAUUCUGGGUUGGAUGAUUCUCGGAAUACUGCCCGUCUUGCUUGGAGGCUGAUUUGCGACGGCUGUGUGCUGAAGGUUACUAAGUCUUUGGAUAAGGCACAUCUGAAGAAUAAUUUAAUUUCCGGAACAUCGGCUAUAAACUUCACUGACAAGACUCCACUGGGAAGUAACAGCAGACCUGAAACAUCUAGAGGUGGAACUUGCAAAACAAACUCUCUGGCUGAGAAAAAACACAACAGCAUUGCUGGAAUUAAGAUAAAUUCUAAUGUACAAACGGAAGAACAACAGACCACUCGCAUUGAUUCCUCUGCAGAUGUCCACGCUGUACCUAGCAGCAGCUCAAGGACUGAGUUACAUGCUCAAGCCCAAAGCUCUUUAACAGCAUCCACUGACAGAUUUCCUGUUCCUCUUGAGCAGGCACAGCAAUCUCACAGUACUGUAUCAACAGGCAUUCAGCAAGGACUGAGCAACAGGCAACCUCUGCGUACAGCCACAUAUAGCGCUCCAGUACAGGGAUCGGGACUAGUGCUCGUCUCCACUACCAUUUCUUCAGUUAAUAUCUCCAGUGAGGAUAUUAGUACUACUUCUGAUUGCUUAUCUCUGCUGACUGACUGGGAAGAUGUUGCUUUAAUACCAGAAUCUCAAUAUGAACAAAAUUCAGACUGUGUUCAAUUCAAAGAUGACUCAAGUACAGAUAUUUUAACAGUGCUUGAAGAAAAAACAAUUUCAAAACAAUCGACUGUGGUGAGUUUAGAUAAUCAAAGUUUGGAGAAAACUGUAGUACCUGUGGAACCUCUGAAAUCUAUCGUUUACAGAAGUCCUGAUACUACUAUCUAUAAUGUAGAGAUGGUACAAAGGCAGACUUCAAAUUUUUCAGUUUUUAAGUUACCAUCUGCAAAGAUAAAUGCUAUUUCAGCACAAUCAGCAUUAACUGGAAAUUAUUCUACUCCUUCGGAGGUUCAUAAAAGAAAGCCAACUAGUCCAAAAAUGUUCCCGCCAGCAAAAAAACAGUCUUUUGCUAUAUAUCAAGAGAAAACUGCAUCUUUUGAUCAUUCCUUACCUUUAAGAAGCUCAAAUUUGCCCAAUGUGUCUCCUGCCAUUCUGAACUCCACAGCCAAUUUGAAUCACUCUGUAAGAACUGUGAAAAAUGGAAAAUCAACUCCCCCUCUGUGUAACUGCGGUCGAAGAGCUAAAAAACUGCAUGUGUCAAAUACUGGUCCAAAUCACGGCAAAGCAUUUUUUUGUUGUCCUGUUGGGAAGCACGAAGGUAAUAAGAAAGGUUGUGGAUACUUCAAGUGGGAAUAUGCGCUUCUGAAAGAGAAAUCUAAUGGUAUCACCCUGAAUGCAGAUGCUUUGACCUCUCUUGGAACUUACGCUAAUAAUUUAGGAAGUUCUUCCAACAAGAAGUAUUUGUGUCUUAGACCCUCUAUGAGAACUUGA
Messenger RNA from Charadrius vociferus (killdeer), 1917 nucleotides. RefSeq names its product ERI1 exoribonuclease family member 2 (gene ERI2). Gene Ontology annotation, biological process: exonucleolytic trimming to generate mature 3'-end of 5.8S rRNA from tricistronic rRNA transcript (SSU-rRNA, 5.8S rRNA, LSU-rRNA). The record is from RefSeq and is a predicted model, not a curated record. NCBI's taxonomy places the organism in Eukaryota, Metazoa, Chordata, Aves, Charadriiformes, Charadriidae. Gene Ontology annotation, molecular function: zinc ion binding; 3'-5'-RNA exonuclease activity; nucleic acid binding.